UUACCCUAUCGGAAAUCUUACUCACACCACACCCACAAAGUACUAUUCUCCGCCAUCACUCACAAAAACAUCUUACAUACAAAAACAUUUCACUUUGGAGGCUACACCAAGCAUCAAUGGCAGCCUCACUACAAGCUGCAGCUACCCUCAUGCAACCCACCAAGGUGGGCAUAACCUCUCGCAACCUCAAAUCAGCACAAUGCGUUUCUAAGGCUUUCGGCUUUGAACCCGCUGGAGCCAAACUCACAUGCUCUCUCCAGUCUGAUCUCAAGGACAUGGCUCAAAAAUGCCUCGACGCCUCCAAAAUCGCAGGAUUCGCCCUUGCCACCUCUGCUCUCGUUGUUUCCGGAGCGAGUGCUGAAGGUGUGCCAAAGAGGCUAACCUACGACGAAAUCCAGAGCAAGACAUACCUGGAAGUGAAGGGAACCGGAACUGCGAACCAGUGUCCAACCAUUGAAGGAGGAGUUGAAUCGUUCGCCUUCAAGCCAGGGAAAUACAACGCGCAGAAAUUCUGCCUGGAACCCACUUCAUUUACGGUGAAGGCCGAGGGCGUGGCGAAGAACGCGCCACCGGAGUUCCAAAACACGAAGCUGAUGACUCGCUUGACCUACACGCUGGACGAGAUCGAGGGUCCCUUCGAGGUUUCCCCCGAUGGAGCGGUCAAGUUCGAGGAGAAAGACGGAAUCGACUACGCUGCAGUGACGGUUCAGCUCCCCGGCGGGGAGCGCGUGCCCUUCCUCUUCACCAUCAAGCAGUUGGUGGCGUCUGGGAAACCGGACAACUUCGGAGGGGAGUUUCUGGUACCCUCGUACCGUGGUUCCUCUUUCUUGGACCCCAAGGGAAGGGGUGCAUCCACCGGUUACGACAAUGCGGUUGCUUUGCCCGCUGGUGGAAGAGGUGAUGAGGAGGAACUUGCUAAGGAAAACAACAAAAGUGCUUCUUCCUCGAAAGGGAAGAUCACGUUGAGUGUGACCAAGACUAAGCCCGAGACUGGUGAGGUUAUUGGGGUCUUUGAGAGCGUUCAGCCUUCUGAUACUGAUUUGGGAGCUAAGGCUCCUAAGGAUGUUAAGAUCCAAGGUGUCUGGUAUGCUCAGCUUGCGUCAUAGACCUUUUUCUAAUGCUAGAGCUACGUAAUUGCUUCUAUUUUAUUGUAACUCCACUCCAUCACCACACUUUGCCCAACCACUCAGAGCUUUAUUAUGUCUGUAUAUUGUAAUGACUUCGAUCAUAAUGCUUCAAAUUAAAAUGUCUAAUUUACGUA
Cajanus cajan (pigeon pea) is the source of this 1261-nucleotide messenger RNA. Its product is annotated as oxygen-evolving enhancer protein 1, chloroplastic. Gene Ontology annotation, biological process: photosystem II assembly; photosystem II stabilization. The record is from RefSeq and is a predicted model, not a curated record. Gene Ontology annotation, cellular component: photosystem II oxygen evolving complex. Lineage: Eukaryota; Viridiplantae; Streptophyta; Magnoliopsida; Fabales; Fabaceae. Gene Ontology annotation, molecular function: oxygen evolving activity.